AUGGGAAACGAAGCUUCCACUGGAAAUGUGACGUCUGCUCUGAAAGCAACCAAGAGGUCUAGCAACUUGCUGCUGGCCGGAUGGCAAAAGAGAAAAUUGCCGACACAACUCUUCGGAGUGGUUCGGCACGCGGAGCGUGCUGAUGGAGUCUUCGCCUUCUGGGAGAACGGCAGAUGGUCGAGCUCAGAGGACUGCAGAAGGUUCCCUCUGGAUCCGCCGCUCAGUGACGCGGGUCAAAAGGAGGCGGAAGUGCUGGGAGUUGACAUUCGGCAAUUUGCCGAGCAGAAAGGCACCGACUUCCAUGUGGUCGUGUGCUCGCCGUACUCGCGGUGUGUUCAGACGGCGGUGAAGAUCUGCCAGCAUCUAGGACCGAAGGUCAAGAUGCUCAUCGACCACUCCCUGGGUGAAAUCUAUGGCCCGUCCGUGAUGGGGGAGGCACAACCUCGUGAUCACCUCCGGGCUUUCACCGUGGCUGUAGACUACUGCAGAGCUCACGACGUCCCCGUUGUGACCAGGGCAGUCGGACAAAGACCGGUGUGGCCGGAAUCGCUGCAAGAUGCGCGACGGAGAUUUGCACUACGCUUUCUGCAGUAUCUACAGCGUGGAGCUGUGGCCAAGAGAAAUUUUCUAAUCGUUACUCACGGCGACUGCAUUGGGUCCGUCAUGAGCAUCAUGCCGGAGCAGCAGGAUCUGCUCGUCGAAAAGGUGGACUACGGUGCCACGAUUCUGGCGUCUAGGCAGGCCGUUCAGAGACUGCCAGCUCCGACGCCGAAGCCAUCCGCGCCUCGUGCAAAGGGCAUGUCCUCCGUAAUGCCUAUGUCAGCGGAGGAAGAAGUCAUGGAGGGCGCCAACGACUUUCGUCUUCAGGACGGAUUGGAGCACAUAGCAGAGGGCCUCGAGGACACCGAAGGUUCUGGUCAGCGGGAGCCCGACAAGUGGGCUAUACCUGCGGAUGCGGACAAGGGCGGCCCGGAGGUGAACAAGCUGACGCAGAAGGUCAUGACUGGCUGGAACUGUGAGACUAUGCAUAUCUCCGUCCGCCACAAAAAGAGCAAGGGGUCCAAACUUGCCAAGCGACUCACAGCGCUCGUGGAGUCGGGCCCUUUCUCCAUGCAAAAAGUGGAGAAGCUCUUGGGUGCUAUUCCACAGACACCCCUGGGCGACUUCGCGCCGCUUCCGUCGACUCCUGCAAACCACAGUACAACGCUUUCGGUGCAGUCCGGGCUGUCUGCAUCUACGUAUCUUUUUGGUGGGUCGCAGCUCGACUCCGAGGACUUCAACCCCUUCGUGCCACCGAGUCCUGAUGCAGUCGCUCAGAAUCAGCGUGUGCUCAGUUCUCAGCUGGACUUCCAGAAACGCAAGAUGGAAAUGUCCCACAUGUCGCAGAGAUCGGCCUCUGCAGUGGACAAGUUGUCCAUGAAGCACUAUUUAAAUCCAUUGGAGGGCGUACAAGAAGAUCUGGAAAGGAGUCCAUCAAAGCCCGCCGGAAAGGCAGAGGCAGUUGCCCCACCCGAGCCUGAGCGAAAGGUGUCUUCGCCCAGCCUUAUCCUGGAUGGGAGGAUCAGCGACGGCCCUUAUUCAGAUGAAGGCAGCCAUGUUAGUCUGAUGAGCCAGGAAGAAGGGCCUGGGAAGCCCAGCGUGGAGCCUCCACAGGUGCCCAGCCCUGUCGUGGCUGUCAAGCCCCUGAAUUCCUCAAGGGAUACGACCUUUACAGCAGCUUCGGCGGCACCUUCGCCUGUGCCAAAGCCCGAGGAGCCCAAGAAGAACUUCGGGGCUCCAGGAGGCUCCAGUCUGCUAGCACGAAGACGAGCAAGUCUGGGCAUUGCACCCCUUGGUCAGUGA
Messenger RNA from Symbiodinium sp. CCMP2592, 1842 nucleotides. Lineage: Eukaryota; Dinophyceae; Suessiales; Symbiodiniaceae. The record is from the annotation of a GenBank genome assembly.